GCUCCAACAUCCCCAAAGAUCCCCAACAUCACGACGCACGAGUCUCGGCGUGCUUGAGGUCCUCUCCAGUGUUUUCAGGGUAAUUGAUUGCAUACUUGGAGGGCACGAUGCCGUUCCCCAGACGCGCGCCUGCUGCACCCAGAGCUCUGCUCUCCCCUCUGACUCGCACCUCUGCGGCUGCACAUCUGCGACCUGCUGUCGCGCGACAGGUGAGAUGGGAGACGACUGAGAAGAAACGUCCCGAGGAGGGCCGCUCGUUCAAAGGGCAGCUGUACCAAAGUACGGCGUUGCGAUUGCAAAAGGAGCGCGAGGACCGAGAGAGAUUUGCAAAGCAGAGGAACGAGGGCGCUGGGGGGAGAAAUGCGGCAUUGACGUUUGUUAUCUUCACAACUGGCCUGGUGGGCUACUACCUAGGGUCGACCAGCUACCCUGCUCCGUCGACCGCCUCAACGACACCGCUCUCGACAAUUUCUGCUCCAAGACACGAUGUGUCAGGCGCGAAUCUGGAGGCUGCCUGGGCGGAUUUUGUUGCGAUUGUCGGCAAGGAGCAUGUCAGUACUACCCCGACGGAUCUGGCGGAUCAUUCUGGUAGCGAGUGGUCAUCACACAUCUCGGAGGGAGAGAGGCCGUUCCUGGUUGUGUAUCCCGAGACGACAGAGCAAGUGAGUGAAAUAAUGAAGGUCUGUCAUCGUCGACGGAUCCCCGUAACGGGAUACAGCGGGGGGACCAGCUUGGAAGGGCACUUCGCGCCGACGCGUGGAGGGAUCUCGAUCGAUUUCGGCCGCAUGGACAAGAUUCUGGCGCUGCACAGGGACGAUAUGGAUGUAGUGGUGCAGCCUGCGGUGGGCUGGGAAGCGCUGAACGAGGAGCUGGGCCAGAGCAACCUGUUCUUCCCGCCGGACCCAGGACCCGGGGCGAUGAUUGGAGGGAUGGUUGGCACGGGCUGCAGUGGCACGAAUGCUUACCGGUAUGGGACAAUGAGGGAGUGGGUGCUCAGCCUCACGGUUGUGCUUGCUGAUGGGACUAUUAUCAAGACGAGGCAGAGACCGCGGAAGAGUAGCGCGGGGUACGAUCUGACGAAGAUGUUCAUUGGGAGCGAGGGCACGUUGGGAUUGGUUACGGAGGCUACAUUGAAGGUGACUACGAAACCAAACACGACUUCGGUAGCUGUCUGCAGCUUCGGCAGCAUCAAGCAGGCGGCGGAUUGCGUGGGCAAGGUAGUCAACAAGGGGAUCCCGAUCGCGGCGAUUGAGCUCCUGGAUGACAACCAGAUGAAGUGCAUCAACAGUUCAGGAAUGACGGACAGGAAAUGGACGGAGGCGCCAUCUCUGUUCUUCAAAUUCGCCGGCACGCCCUCGGCUGUCAAGGAGCAGGUCGGCAUGGUCCAGAAGCUGGCGCAGGAGACGGGGAGCAAGACGUUCGAGUUUGCAAAGAACGAUAACGAGCAGAACGAGCUCUGGAGUGCGAGGAAGGAGGCCUUGUGGAGCAUGAUGGCCAUGAAGCAGGAUAGCACGGAUCACGUGUGGACGGGCGAUGUGGCCGUUCCCAUCAGCAGGUUACCGGAUAUCAUCAACGAGACGAAGGAUGACCUGACGAAGAGCGGAUUGUUCGGAUCUAUCGUGGGGCAUGUCGGAGAUGGGAAUUUCCACGCGAUCCUGUUAUACAACGACAAACAGCGCAAGACGGCGGAGGAUGUGGUUCACCGGAUGAUCAAGAGGGCCAUCGCGAUGGAGGGGACGGUUACGGGAGAGCACGGCGUGGGGUUGGUGAAGCGGGAUUACCUAGACCACGAGCUGGGCGAGACGACGGUGGAUGCCAUGCGGCAGCUCAAACUGGCUUUCGACCCGCUGUGUCUGCUGAACCCGGAUAAGGUGGUCCGAGUCGAGAAGCCGAAAGCUGGGGAGAUCGCGGAGUGGUGA
This is a messenger RNA of Amorphotheca resinae ATCC 22711, 1919 nucleotides long. RefSeq lists its product as hypothetical. NCBI's taxonomy places the organism in Eukaryota, Fungi, Ascomycota, Leotiomycetes, Helotiales, Amorphothecaceae. Gene Ontology annotation, biological process: lactate catabolic process. The coding region runs from base 108 to 1919 and encodes 603 amino acids. Gene Ontology annotation, molecular function: D-lactate dehydrogenase (NAD+) activity; FAD binding; D-lactate dehydrogenase (cytochrome) activity. Gene Ontology annotation, cellular component: mitochondrion. The record is from RefSeq and is a predicted model, not a curated record. The transcript has 4 exons.